AAUCACAUUUCUUUCGUAGAAGCUUCACUGAGAAUGUCUGGACGCGGCAAAGGCGGGAAGGGUUUGGGGAAAGGAGGCGCCAAGCGGCACAGGAAGGUGCUGCGGGAUAACAUCCAGGGCAUCACCAAGCCCGCCAUCCGCCGCCUGGCACGGAGAGGGGGAGUCAAGCGCAUCUCUGGCCUCAUCUAUGAGGAGACUCGGGGGGUCCUCAAGGUUUUCCUGGAGAAUGUCAUCCGGGACGCCGUCACCUACACCGAGCACGCCAAGAGGAAGACCGUUACCGCCAUGGAUGUGGUGUACGCUCUCAAGCGCCAGGGCCGACAGCUGCCCACAGCACUUGAAGUCAGGGGCGGGCCCAGCAUCUGAUUCAUAAUGGCCCGUACCAAGCAGACCGCCCGUAAGUCUACAGGAGGGAAAGCUCCCCGCAAGCAGCUGGCAACCAAAGCAGCCAGGAAGAGCGCUCCGGCCACCGGUGGAGUGAAGAAACCUCACCGUUACCGGCCCGGCACAGUUGCUCUCCGUGAGAUCCGCCGCUACCAGAAAUCCACCGAGCUGCUCAUCCGCAAGCUGCCUUUCCAGCGCCUGGUCCGGGAGAUCGCUCAGGACUUCAAGACCGACCUGCGCUUCCAGAGCUCAGCCGUCAUGGCUCUGCAGGAGGCCAGCGAGGCUUAUCUGGUCGGUCUCUUUGAGGACACCAACCUGUGCGCCAUCCACGCCAAGAGGGUCACCAUCAUGCCCAAGGACAUCCAGCUGGCCCGCAGGAUCCGAGGCGAGAGGGCUUAGAUCAUCGGCAGCUUCUCUCCCAGCAGCACAAAGGCUCUUUUCAGAGCCACCAAAUCCGCAAUCAAACGAGCUGAGACUUUUAUCUCUACUGUCCAAAUUGCAACUCCCACGGCCCCGAAUAAGUUGACUCCGCCCAUACGCCUUGAGUUCUCUCUCAGGUCCUCUCCAGCUGCAUAUAAGGCGGUGGGACAGGCUGGUAAUCACAUUUCUUUCGUGGAAGCUUUAGUGAGAAUGUCUGGACGCGGUAAAGGCGGGAAGGGCUUGGGGAAAGGAGGCGCCAAGCGGCACAGGAAGGUGCUGCGGGAUAACAUCCAGGGCAUCACCAAGCCCGCCAUCCGCCGCCUGGCACGGAGAGGGGGAGUCAAGCGCAUCUCUGGCCUCAUCUAUGAGGAGACUCGGGGGGUCCUCAAGGUUUUCCUGGAGAAUGUCAUCCGGGACGCCGUCACCUACACCGAGCACGCCAAGAGGAAGACCGUUACCGCCAUGGAUGUGGUGUACGCUCUCAAGCGCCAGGGCCGCACUCUCUACGGCUUCGGGGGCUGAAUCUGCUCAUAAACCGAUAUAAACCCAAAGGCUCUUUUCAGAGCCGCCA
Xenopus tropicalis (tropical clawed frog) is the source of this 1375-nucleotide messenger RNA. RefSeq lists its product as uncharacterized. NCBI's taxonomy places the organism in Eukaryota, Metazoa, Chordata, Amphibia, Anura, Pipidae. Gene Ontology annotation, molecular function: structural constituent of chromatin; protein heterodimerization activity; DNA binding. The transcript has 6 exons. The record is from RefSeq and is a predicted model, not a curated record. Gene Ontology annotation, cellular component: nucleosome; chromosome; nucleus.